Messenger RNA from Canariomyces notabilis, 536 nucleotides. RefSeq lists its product as uncharacterized. Bases 86 to 376 code for a protein of 96 amino acids. The record is from RefSeq and is a predicted model, not a curated record. NCBI's taxonomy places the organism in Eukaryota, Fungi, Ascomycota, Sordariomycetes, Sordariales, Chaetomiaceae. The transcript has a single exon.
GCAACCUAGACACUGCGGUUACCUGGCCAGGGCCGGCCACCUGGAAUGGUUUAGCCUGUCGGUUUCUUGGCAAGCGCUGAACACAAUGUCAACAAACCGGUUCCCACAGUCCCGCACAUCAGAUUCCUUCCCGCCAUCGGCUUGCCUGCCAUCUGGUGUCGCGGAACGGGCCAAGUCUGCGUUGCUUUACCGAUCCCGCCCGCCAGUCGCCGAGGGUGGUUCAACAAAAAAAUCUGUGUCUAGAACGAAACCACACUUAAACAUUCCGUAUUUUACCUUCUCACUUUUAAUCACCUCAGCUCUACUCGUACCAAGGUACGUAAUUAUCAAGCCGGCAGCCCCCAUCAUCCCGUCAGCAGCAACUAGCGACAUUUGAGCCUCGUCCUUCCCAUCUGCUCCGCCGUUUCCCUAGGUCGCUGCACGUUGCUGCACAAGAGACGCCAGGCUCCACGCGUAAUUGGCGGCCCCAUCAAGCACCGCCAGCACAUCAAGCAAUCCCGCCCGCUCCUGGCCACAACAAACCCUCCCAUAGGUCU